Messenger RNA from Ruditapes philippinarum (Manila clam), 2954 nucleotides. RefSeq lists its product as uncharacterized. Bases 45 to 794 code for a protein of 249 amino acids. The record is from RefSeq and is a predicted model, not a curated record. NCBI's taxonomy places the organism in Eukaryota, Metazoa, Mollusca, Bivalvia, Venerida, Veneridae. The transcript is spliced from 6 exons.
CACAGUUAAAAUUAGGAACAUGUAUCUCUAUUUUGUAACAAUUUAUGAAAAUUAUUUCAUUUUUCUUAUAUUGUGCAUUUAAGCAAACAACAUCUGCAGAGAAGAAAGUCGAAAUAUUAUAUGGCUCAAGAGGAUUUUUCAAUGCUAGCCAGGCAUCCACAUUAUUGUUCCUAUAUGCCAAUCCAGCUGAUAGAAUCAGAGUGAUCAAGAUACUGGAACCUAGACUAUGUCGUAUGACAUGCCAGGAUGCUAGACUGAUAAUAGGUGCUGUAACUGUUCAAAAUGAUAAACUUAUUGUACUAGAUUGCAUCAAAAGAGUGCUCACAGACAGUCAGACGAAAUUAGGUGAAGAAUAUAUACUCAGUGCAUUUCCAUUUGAAUGUGAUAAAUUAAAAGCAAUGCAUAUUUUAAACACGGUGAGCUCAUUUGUUGGGGAGAAUGUUGCGGCUGGUGGUCACCAAGGUUACGCUGCCCUCGGAGGAUUGUACACACAAGCAAGACCAAUGGUUCCUCAUCUAUAUGGUGAUGUUAACUACCAAGCUCAACAAAUACCUGGGCAAGGUGCAGUUCAGAUAGCUCCACAAGCUCAGCCAGGUGUGGUCCCUUCAAUAUAUACGGGACACCCAUCUUAUGCCUACCCUCCCGACAUGAGCUACAUCAAAGAUCGUGGUUACCCGGGCUCCGCUGAGCAUCCAAUCACUGAAGCUAAUAUAAAACCUUACCCCGCUGGAGCCCCACCCCUGUCAUACCACAGUGGUGCCCCAAACCCGACCGGGUUCAAAACAAUGGCAUAAGAACCUUGUAUGAUCUAAAACUGGAGAUAACACUUUCAUUUCCAUAACUUUUUUAUGAAUACAAUUGGAAGAACAUUAAUUUUAUAUCACUCUUUAGAUUUAGUUUCUUUUAAUCUUUUGAAUGGAAUUUAAAAUUCCAGUUUCGGUAAUGUUUGUGAAGAAAUGAAAACAGUAUAAAAAAAAACUUCAAAGUUUUGUUUUUUUCUCUAAGACUUUAGUGGUUUUAUUCCCAGUAAAUGCAAUGGUAAUCAAAUGUAAUGCCAAUACAGUAUUUUUUUGCAUAAUAAUCAAAAUUGAAACAAUUUAUUAGAUAAAGUAUUGUGAAAUGUUAUCAGUAUUAUUGUUGUAGAAAUUGUCUAUUUAUAAACCAGUAUUACACCUGUUAAAUUUAUUCUUUAUUUACCAAAAUGGGUAUUGUAGUUUUUUUUCUGUUAAGUUUAAAAAUAUUACUGAAAUUAAGAUUUGUUUGUUAAAGAAGAUGUAUAUAUAUAUGUAUAUAAUUCUAUUUUUUAUAGCAUUCAUAGCUGCCAAGUUUCUAUUAUAUUAACUCACAUCAUAGAAAAGAAAUCUUAUCAUUCAUUUUUUACAUCUUAGCUUAUUUAGGAAUUUGUUUGGAUUUUUUUACACACCUUUUAAACUUAUAUCAAUGUUGUUUUUUAUAGACUUUUACAAAGUAAAAAUCAUGGUGAUAUAAAUAUACAUGUAGAUAUGAAAAGUUUAUAACAUAGAUUUUUUUUAAAACACCCAUUAUGCCUCAGAAAUGCUUUUAAUUUUAUUUCUCAAAAGCUUUUUAACUAAAAUGGUGUCCCUUUUUGGUAUCCAAAAAGUAACUCAUUGGCCAAGUACCUGAACCAUCUUUUUCAUCUAUUGCUGUUUGGCAAUUCAAGUACAGUUAUAGUGAAUUAGUAUUUUGUAUGGAAGUUAAAAUAAUACAUGCACUACUUUGGUUAUAUUUGGUACUUUAGCGUACGUAUAUAACAAACUUUUUUUACAUUUAUCGCAACGUUCUUCAGGUGAUAAGUAUCUAACAUGCUCUGAAAUCACUAUUUUAAUGUUAUAAAAUUCAUAAUUGCUCUUUCUAAAGAAGUAAAAAUGUAUUCAUUUUUGAGGCAUAAUGUGCCUUUAACUUAUACCAACAACUUGGGAACAGUAUUAUAAGACAAAUAGUUGUAGUGUUGUUUUUUGUAUUGUUAUGGAGUGCAAUUUAGACUGAAAGACAUGACUUAUGUGAUAUAAUUUUGUUUUUGUGUUAAAAGAUGCAUUUUUGUAUUAUCUUUUUUUAUGCUACAAAGAGUUUUAUUAACUUGCACUGACGUGCUUUACAGGUUUUUUUUAAUUGAGCCGUGUCACAACAAAACCAACAUAAUGCGUUUGCGACCAGCAUGGAUCCAGACCAGACUGCACAGGUGCGCAGGCUGGUCUUGAUCCAUGCUAAUAGCAAACGCAUUAUGUUGGUUUUGUCGUGAUGCAGCUCAAUUUUUCUUUUUUAACUUACAAACGACUUGUUUCAAAUAUAUUGAUGCAAUUCAUUAAUAAUCUUUUUUCCGGUAGUCUAGGGUAGAUAAAAUAUCAUGUUUUACUAUCAGUAUUAACAAUAAAGUUUAAUAACAUUAAAAAUGAUUGAUUUUUAAUUGAAAUUAUCUCGUGUAAUGUUUACAUUUUAUUUUUUAAAGAAGUAAGCCAACUUCUGUUAUACAUGUAUUUUAUUUUUAUUUAAUUCCACCAGUUUUGCAACAGUUAUCUUUUCAGAGGAUGAAAUGUUCAUGACUUGGUAAAAACAACAUCCCAGUAUAUGUAUUUAGAUUAAUUUCCAAUAGUGCUAUCCUUCAAAUUCAAGAGAAAGUAAAUGAGAGGAUGUUUGCAGUUUUAAUACAUGCAUUAUUGCAGUAUUCAAUAACUAUUAAAAAGCAAUAUCAAAGUUAACCAAAAAUUGAAAUGACUUAUUAACUCUAGAUUUAUAUUUUAUUAACUCUAUUUGAAUUUAAUUGAAUUGAAUGCUUUAAAUAACCGAAUCAUUUUAACAUUUUACCUCUACUCUGAUUAUCUCCCCUAUUAACACAUGGAUAGCACAGUUGAUAUCAAUAUUAAUUAAGAGUGGUAAAAGAAAUGGAAAAAGGCUCUGUAUGGUUUGAAGUGCAAAUUAAAUUGUGCUAAAUUUUA